GAUUUCUUCCCCUCCGUCGUUGCACGCACCGCUUGUUUUCAUUUUCAUUCUUUCAUUUCUUUCAUAAGUUUUCAUUAUUUCGUUCUUUUGAGUGUGUUCCAUGUGUUCUUCGUCUGCUAAAAUAAUGGAAUAUUUUCAUAUUUAAUAAAACGAUUAUUCAAUUAUUCAUCCAUUUGUAACGGUAGUUUUGUUUUGCGUAGUUUCAUUGUAGAAACUAACUCAAUCGUAUGAUCGUUGCGUUUCAAUUUAGAGCGAAUUUCUGAUGAUAAUAUUUGUUCAAUUCUAAACGACUCGUGGAUAAAACAAUCAUUGAUAUUGUUUUUACAAUUCUGAAAUUGGUUGAAAUUGAAUCAACGAAGUAACUUCAAAUUACGAAGCAUCAAGAAGAAAUGGCGUGUUAUCCACUGGACUGGUAAUAAUUUAGCGUCACAUCAUGUCGGUGUAUUACAAAUUUAAAUCGGCGUUGGUUCCCGAUACUAUUCAAUUCGACGAUCUUCAUAUAUCUUUGCAAGACUUCAAAAAAGCUGUGAUUAGUCAGAAGCAGUUCAGCAAAAAUACCAAUUUCGAUUUACAAGUUACUAAUGCUGAAACUAAUGAAGUUUAUUCGGAAGAAAAUUCUCUGAUUCCUAAAAAUUCAUCGUUGAUUGUGGUUCGUGUUCCUAUCGCUGGCUCGCAGAAGAAAACCUGGGAUGGUGGAGAACAAGCCGGUUCUAAAAUUGGAGUUCUAUCGUCCGAUUUAUUACAAGAGAAUGCUGGAAAUGUUGUUUUUAAGUCUGCUGAUUUGGUGGCAUUAAAUGCUAGUGAAGGUGAUAAGAUACAAGCUAUGAUGAUGCAGUCGACUAUGGAUUACGAUUCUUCAAAUUAUAUGAAAGUGAAAGGUGGUAGUCAGUUUGGAGAUCCUCCGCCGGAAUACGUUUGUCACAAAUGUCAAAAUACUGGUCAUUGGAUUAAAGACUGUCCUAUAACGGUUGUUCCCGAUCUUAAAAAAAGUAGUGGAAUUCCGAAAAGUUUUAUGACACCGGUGGAAGGACCUUCGGUUCCUGGUGCUCUAAUGACUCCUACCGGUACAUUCGCUGUCCCUACGAUCGAUUUGCAAGCUUACAAAGAAGGUAAAAAAGAGAAACCGUUUAUACCUUCGGAAGAAACUGAAGAGGAAUCUAAACCUAUUAUACCUGAAGAUUUGACAUGUUCGCUGUGUCAAGAUUUACUAACAGAUGCAGUUAUGAUGCCUUGUUGCGGAGAUUCAUUCUGUGACGAUUGUAUUCGUAACAUGCUUAUCGAAAGUGAAGAAAAUCAAUGUCCAGAUUGUAAUGAAAAAGAUAUUUCUCCGGAGACAUUGAUACCGAAUCGAUUUCUGCGAAAUGCUGUCAACAAUUUCCGUAACAAGACUGGCUAUCAAGGAGGUGGCCAACGUGUCAAGCAUUCCGAAUCCCAACCGGAACCAUCGAAGUCUCCAGCUAUCGAAAACGACGACGUAGAAAUCAUUGCAACCAUACCGAACGAAGUAGGAGUAGUACCCAAAGAUGAAAUUGAGCCACAGAAGGAGAUGGGAAGUGCUAUCGCUGUACUGGGAUCUUCGGUACAGCCUUCGUCGCAGUCGAUGCUACAUCGUCCUAUGCGUUUACCAACCAACGGUACGCAGAAUAAGAUGCCUACUAUUCACGUAGAGCGCAGGCCUCCGAUGGGCAGACCAUCGCAUUUAGCGAACGAAAGCAGCAGCGGCGAUGGCGGUGUUGACAACCAACGUGGUUUGAUCAAUAACGGUAUUAAGCAAGAAAGUGCGAGAAAUGUAGAUAAAUCGUCGCCUCCACGUAUACCUCAUGGGCCUCCUCCAGCUAUACAGGAUCGUAAUCGUUUAGGUGGUCCACCGAAUUCGGCUCCGGGACCGGGUGGCUAUAAUCAACAGAAUAUCCCUGCUAUAGGAGCACCUUCUUAUCCUCCUGGAGUACCUCCUAUGAUGUCGAAUUACGGACCUCCUCCGGGUGUCAAUCCGAUGGGAAUGCCUCCGCAACAUAUGGGCAAUCAAGGCAACGUCAGGAUGUAUCAUUAUCCGGGCCAGAAUAUGUAUAAUCCUCAAAUGAAUGACCGAAGUUUCCGAUCUGGUCCAAACAGAGGAGGAAUGCGAAUGCAGCACAAUGAUGGAUACCGAGACCGAAACAACAGCAACAACAAUAACAAUAGAAAUAUCGUCGACGAUCCUUUGGAAGCGUUCGAGAGACUUUUACGCGAACAAGAUAGAAAGAGGCGUAAUCGACCCAGACGUUCGAGAAGCCGAUCUCAUUCUCGGGGUAAAUCUCGUUCGAUAUCUAGAUCUCGGUCUAGAUCGCGAUCCCCGAUGAAGAAACGUUCCAGCUCGAAAACUCCGCCGUCGAUGCGUAAUGAAUCAGAAUUCAGAUCACCGAUCGGAGGGAACAGGAGUAGAUCCAAGAGUCGCAGCAGGCAACGUUUGAGAUCUCGUUCUCGUAGCCCUAUGCAACGUUCGGAUAGUAUUUCACCGAUGCAUGCCUCGAAAAAGAAGAGAAGCGUGUCGUUGUCGCCUCAGGGUAUGAAAAAACGUAGUCGUUCGUCUAGUCUGAAAAAAUCGCUCAGGAUGAAUCGCAGCAGAUCUAGAUCCAGGUCGAGGAGUAGAUCGAAAAGUAUUAACAAAUCGAGGAAAAGGAGAAGAACUAGGACUCGUAGCCGGUCUAUUAGUAGUCGUAGGUCAUACUCCAGAGGUAGAUCGUACUCGAGAUCAGUUAGUCCUAGAAGUAGGCAAUACUUUAGUCCAAAUCGUACGUCGUCGCAUCGUGUCCAACGCAGCAAGAGUCCUCGACAGCUUACGAGUAGUUCCAGGUAUCCUCCGUCCCACUCGAAUUAUAAUAAAGACGGUUCGCCAUUCGUUCCUGCUGCACCUUAUCACGAAUCUAACGAAUACCGAGGUGGAUCUUAUAAUAGACGAGGUGGACGAGGCCAACGCUUCCACAGAGGAGGCGGUCGAUACUCGAACAACUCGAAUCAAAAUUACGACUAUGGAAAAUACGACAGAUACGGUAACGAACGAUUCGUGGAUGAUAAACGUUACGUGGAUAACCAGAACCAGAAGCAAUACUACAAUAAUCCUAACGACCAUUCGAGGAAUCGUAAAGACGUUUAUUAUCAGAACACAAUUGACCCGUAUAACCAAUACCAGUCUUACCCCGAGGUAGCUCCGCCGGGCACAUCCGAAUCCAUACCUAGUCUCGGAUACCACGCUAAUUUAUCGUACGACGACUCGAACGACGUGUAUCGGCGCGAUAAAUACCAUUCGUCGGAUUACCCUACGUCAGAGACGGUGUAUCAUCACCAGUCAUCGAAUCUUAAACCAUUGUUGGAAGAAGACUGGUCGAAGUCUUCGAAAGACCGCGAUCACGAUCAUUACCAGAGAAAAUCUCGAGAAAAAUACCACUACUCGGAAACGGAUCACGAACGCAGCAGACACGACAAUAGAUCGGAAACUGAUCACGAUCGAAGACACGAAAGCAGAUCAGAGACGGAUCGCGAUCGAAGACACGAAAGCAGAUCAGAAACAGAUCGAGAUCGCGAUCGAAGACACGAGAGCAGAUCAGAGACAGAUCGGGAUCGGGACCGAGAUCGGGAUCGUGGUGAUCGCAAACACGAUAGCAGAUCGGAGGUUGAUCGCGAUCGAAAACACGACAGUAGAUCGGAAGUGGAUCGCGAACGCAGACACGAUAGCAGAUCUCGUUACGCGUCCUCGUCUCCUGUUCGUAGCAGCGAGAAGAAACACAGAUCUCACGGUCACAGCACCGAUAAAGAUAAAUCACGCGCCGAACGUUCCAGUAAAGCUGUAAGCGUCGAUAAACACAGCGAAUACGAUCGCGUCUCCGAUUCGAAACUCGAGGUGACUCCGGAGAAAGAGAAAUCUCGCAAAGAAGACGAUAAAAAAGACGACCACAAGGAGAAGAAAGAUAAAUCCAAACGUAAGAAGAAGAAAGACUCGGACGGCGAUAAAAAGAAAAAGAAGAAAGUCAAGACGAAAAAAGAAGAAGAUCAUAAAACGAUCGUCGUUGAAAGUAAAUCCCACGUACAACAAGAUAAACAACCCGAAGACGAACCAAUCAACGAUAAAGUUUUAGAAUUAGAUAUCAAAGAAACCGAUCUAUACGACGUGAUAGACGAUACAGCAAAAGUGGAUAGCAAUAUAAUCGAGAGUUACACGCUGCUGGACAGCGAUAUAUCCGAAGAACACGUCGGUUUCGAGAAACGACCCGCGAACUUUAGCGUGGCACCGGUACCCGAAUUAUCGAAAUGGGAACGAGACGAAGACAGUUCGGACGAUACGAAAAUACUCAUCUCCGAUUCGUCGUACGAAUACAACGAUACCAGUAAGAAAGUAGUCACCAACGAGAUUCUGAAACGAGCUGAAAACCGAGUAUUCCAUAACGCCGCCAAAAUACCAGCCAAGUCGACCGAGCCGAAACCCGACGCUUAUAGUAAAGAUAACGACGAUUCAAUCCUACCGGAGAACCCCAGAGAAGCUAGAAAGUCUGGUAACUCGCUUCAGAUAACCGUACCGGUUAGCAAAUCAGAAGACGAAAGUAAAUCGUCGGCAUUCGGUCGUAUUUCCGCCAAGGAUAGACUGGGCGCCAAAGUCGACGAUAAGUAUUCCGGUAUCCGUAGCUUGGUCGAGCCGAAAAAACCAUCGGUAGCUUUGAAAUCGGUCGUAGAUGUGAAAUCAUCGUCGUCGAAAAGCGAUUCGCAUCAUAAAUCUGAGAAACACGACGAUAGCAAGAGUAGUCGCAGCAAACACGAAGAUAAAAAACACACCGAAGACAGGGACAGGGAUAGGAAACGUAAAGAAAGUCGUCACGGUGGUGAGUCGUCGAAACAUCAUUCUUCGAGACAUCGCGAUACCAAAGAAUCUAGAGAGAAAGAGAAAAAACGACGUAAAUCGUCCGACGAUGAAAUUAGACCGAAGAAAGAUCGCGAAGAAAAACGUUCGCGCGAUAAAGACCUACCUCGUAAAGAACCGUUCGCCGAAAACACCGAUCAUAAUGUUCCAGAAGUUAAAGAUACAGACGAGUCGAUCAACGAUGUCAAAACGAUGCUAGAGAAAAAACGACCUUCGCUGGACGAAGCCAGUUUCGAACCGGACUACGAUCUGACUUCGGAAUCCGAAGAAGAAGGCGAAGCUAAAAGCGCAGAUGAAGACAAACCGCCCAAGAGAUUAGCUGUAUCCGAACCACCCACCAAAGAAACCAAACCCAAUAUCGACGAAGAGUUGAUUAAGAAAUUCAUCGAACACACGCGUCAGUCUAGCUCCGAAACAACUUCAGAUUCCAGUACAGAUUCGUCGGUCGAAAGGAAGAAACACAAGAAGAAGAAAACCAAGAAAAGAAAGAAGACGAAAAAACGUCGUAAUUAUAGUAGCGAUUCCGAUUCGGACGAAUCUUCCGAUAGUGAGUCUGAUUCGGAUACUAAACAUAAACGUAGUAGUAAGAAGAAACAUAAACACAAGAAUAAGAAAACAUCAUCGAGGAUAGUUAAGAAGAAAAAGAAAUCUAAGCAUAGGUAGUACCUAUGAUUCUGUGUGAACAUAUAUUUGUAUAUAAAUUUUUGUAAUUUAGAACUAUGUAUGUUAUCGUUUUUAUUCGGUUUCAAUUAUAUUCAUGUUGAUUUUUUUUGUCCCAUUCUUAUGCUCUUUUUAAUCAUUAUUUAUAUCUGUAUUUGAUAUAAUUGUUUGAACUCUUUAUGUACUAUGUUUUGAGCCCCCUGUGAAAUAUUUUUUUAAAUUAUAUACUUUAUUUCUUCGUAAAA
Planococcus citri (citrus mealybug) is the source of this 5793-nucleotide messenger RNA. RefSeq names its product something that sticks like glue (gene snama). The record is from RefSeq and is a predicted model, not a curated record. Gene Ontology annotation, cellular component: nucleus. Lineage: Eukaryota; Metazoa; Arthropoda; Insecta; Hemiptera; Pseudococcidae. Bases 434 to 5551 code for a protein of 1705 amino acids. Gene Ontology annotation, biological process: ubiquitin-dependent protein catabolic process; protein ubiquitination. Gene Ontology annotation, molecular function: ubiquitin protein ligase activity; zinc ion binding; nucleic acid binding. The transcript has 18 exons.